AUGUCCCCCCGCGCGACGCGAUCGAAGGCUUCCGCCGAGGAGACGACCAAGCCGGAAAACGUCGACGCGCCCGCCGCCGCGGCCGUCGUCGAGGACGCCCCGCCCGCCGCCGCGGUCGUCGAGAAGACGGACGCCGCCGCCGACGACGCCGACGCCGCCGCCGCCGCCGCGACGGCGUCGGAGAAGCCGUGCGACUCCGAGCGCGACGAUUCCGCGCCCGCGGCGACGCAGGCGCCGACGAAGCCCGCGGACGCGGUGGAAGACGCCGCGGAGGCGCCCGCCGCCUCCGAGGAGGAGAAGGAGGCGCCCGCCGCAGCCGCCUCCGAGGUGAAGGCUGACGAGGCGGCGUUGGAGGCGCUGUUCAACAGCACGAUCGCUCCCGAGGCCGCCUCCGGCGCCGACGCCGCUCCUGACGCCGCUCCCGAGGCCGCUCCCGAGGCCGAUAAGGCCGAGAAGGCGGAGCCCGCGUCGGGGGAGAAACGCAAGGCGGAGGACGACGCGGACGCGCCUGUUCCGCCGCCGUCGAAGGCGAGGCCGCUUCCCACGCAUGCGCUCCCGUUCGCGUGUCGAUCGUCGUUUCUUAUUAAGGCGUUCUUUCCUUUCGCGCGUUAUGAACCUCACAUUUUGACACGUGGGGAUUCUAUCCACCAAUCACACGCACGCGUGACUGACACGUGUUUUCCCUCGACCUAUCACAGCUGGCGCCUGAGACGGCGGCGGCGCCCGCCGUCGCGGAGGCCGCGUGAGCGGUCGGUCGGCGACCGAAGGGCGACGAGGACGGCGAGGACGAGGACGAGGACGACGACGACGACGACGAUGACGACGACGACGUGA
Messenger RNA from Micromonas pusilla CCMP1545, 834 nucleotides. RefSeq lists its product as uncharacterized. The record is from RefSeq and is a predicted model, not a curated record. NCBI's taxonomy places the organism in Eukaryota, Viridiplantae, Chlorophyta, Mamiellophyceae, Mamiellales, Mamiellaceae. The coding region runs from base 1 to 834 and encodes 277 amino acids. The transcript has 2 exons.